GGUGGACCCCGCGGACCCCUCGUGGAUCAGCCCCGCGGACUUCGUGGAGUUCAUCGAGACGCACGAGAGCCUCACCGAGGAAGGUUCUGCUACAUGAACCGUUCGGGCCCGUACGAGUUUGAGAUCGUGCCUUUCAGCAAGAUCAACCCGAACGAUUACAUGACGAUCUCCAUACGCGGCGUCACGCACUACUCGAACGGGGAGCUCGACUACCAGGAUCGGGACCUCUCCGAAUGGCAGAGGGACCAGGAGAUGUACAGGAAGAUUGUGCGGAUCGAGUUUUUCGAGAAGUAUCAGCGCUGGAAGCUUUUUUCUGUCUGGAAGAGCGCCAUGCGCAACCAGCGCGUGCAGAAGUGCUCAAGGACGCUCAACGCGCACCUCUUCGCGCUGGACAUGACGCUGCGCGACUCGCUCAUCAAAUGCCGCGCCCUGUGUGUCAAGAUCUCGGGCGUGAACCUGCUGGAGAUCAAGGAGAUGAUCGUGUACGAGCUGAGCGAGUUCGAGAAGGUGCAGGGCGAGAAGCGGAAGAGCGUGGUGAAUGAGUUGCAGGACGUGUGGGCGAAGAUCAAGGACGAGCUGCUGAUCUCCUGCACGAGGAGCCUGCAGAAGUUCCUGGAGGACAACGGCUUCGGCCAGAGGGCCCAGGACAAGGACGAGGCCAGGAGCCAGGAGGGGGACCGGGAGGAGCAGGACGGGGGCGACGCCGAGGGCAAGUCCUACACGGAGCGCGCCACCCGGCGGACCCAGUGCAGGAAGCUGACGAAGUUCAUCCGCAUGGUGCAGUAUCUCUUCAAUGACGCGAUAGCCAAGAUGGUGCGGAACACCACCGAGCUCCUGCUCGGCCUCCUGGAGGCCUUCGCGGAGGACCCAGAGGAGCUUGCCUUGGAGGACCAGGACGGCGGAGCCGGCGGGCAGCAGCAGCAGCAGAAGCCGAAGGGCCGCAAGCCCAACUUCAAGCUCGAGUGCCUGCUGGGCAGCCAGCUGGCCGGGCUCGUCUUCGAGCCCACGGGGGCCAGCAUCCGCGACAGCAUCGAGGCCUGCCUGCGGGAGGCGAUGCGCUCGGUCUCGAACAUGAGGGCCUUCCUGCAGGUGGAGGACUUCAGCCCCUUCACUGCGCCGCUCGCGGAACUGGGCGACGCCCUGCAGCUGGAGGACCAGCAGCAGGACCUGUACGGCCUCGUCGCCGGCGACCCCAAGUACAAGGAGCUGAUGCAGCUGAUCGGCGUGCGUUACGACGGCCUGUUCUCGCGUGUGGUUGGCUACACGGACGGCUUCAAGGAGUUCGUGGAGCUUUACUACGAGAACCAGGCGCUGGAAGACCCCAGGGAGACCUUCGCGGAGGCUUCGCUGGAGGAGUUCCGGGCGGCCCUCGCAAAGUACAAGCAGCAGACCGAGGACAUCCGCGCUCUCCCUCGCACGAGUGACAUCGGCCUGUUCCGGCUGGACUGCAAGCGCUUCCAGGAGACCUUGUUGCCAUCACCGAUGCGCUGCAACCAGCUGCUGUCGGAGUACAUCCCGCAGCUCGCCAUGCAAAAGCAGGCGGAGCUGAAUGCGGAGAUCAAGGCGGCGAACGACCGCUUGGCACAGUACCCCAGCAAUGUGGACGAGUAUGUCGAGUUCCAGAUCCACUUGACGAAGGUGGACAACGAUAUGCCCGAGGUGGAACGCCGGUACGUGGAGGUGCAGGAAAUGGCAGACAUAAUCAAGGAAUACUCCAUCCGCAUCGACAACGAUACGCGCAACGCCUUCAAAGACUUGGUGGCCGCGAAGAAUCAGCUGAAUGUUCAAGUCAACAGUGGCAAGGAGCGCGCAGAGAGCGACGUGACGCACUUUAGCAAGGCCCUUGAAAGCGACAUCCCAGAGUUGCACAACCGGGUGAAGCAACAGCAGGAGCGGCUUGCGAUGCCAGAUUUCAAGGAUGUCAGCAAGAUGUCUGGAGAGUCGCGCAAGGCCGUGCUCGAGCUGCUGAACGAGAUCGACGAGAACGUCAAGAACUCGAUCAGCGACGCCCAGAAGUUCAACCGAUACCAGGACGUUCUGAAGGCCGAGCCCACCAACUUCGAGAACGUGGAAGAGCUGAAGAUGGAGUUCCAAGCUCACGCCAAGCUCUGGCGCGGCAUAGACCAGUGGGAGGAUCUCAGCGUAGAGUGGAACCAAACGCCCUUCGGCACGGUGGACGUGGACAGCAUCACCAAGAAGGUCAUGGAGUUCAACAAGGUCGCCGUGCAGUCGACGAAGGCGAUGGAGGGCAACGAGGUGCCGGGGAUCUGGGCCGGCAACGUGGCGCAGUUCAAGAACACCCUCCCCGUCGUCGUCGCCCUCCGCAACAAGGCGCUGAAGGAGAGGCACUGGGAGCUGAUCACGAAGAUGAUCGGCGAGAGGCUGGACCUGGAGGACGCGGAGUUCACGCUCGGGAAGCUGCUGGAGAUGGGGGUGGACCAGCACAUGGAGGCGAUCCAGGAGGUCUCCGGCAAGGCCACCGCCGAGCAGGCCCUGGAAGAGAUGCUGGCGAAGGUGGAGAAGACCUGGUCGGAGGAGAUGCUGGUGGUUAACGCCUACAAGGACAACAAGGACGUCUUCAUCCUCGGCUCCGUGGAGGACAUUACUGUAGCGCUCGAGGACUCGCUAGUUACCAUCUCUACCAUCGCUGGCAGCCGUUUCGUCGGGCCCAUCCGCGAGAAGGUCGAGGGGUGGCAGAAGGAUCUGCUCCUCUUCCAGGAGACUCUCGACGAGUGGCUCAACGUUCAGCGGAACUGGAUGUACCUAGAGAGCAUCUUCGGCGCUGGCGACAUCAAGAAGCAGCUGCCCACUGAAAGCGCGAAGUUCAUGGAGAUAGACCAGCAGUGGCGCAACAUCAUGAAGGAGACGCACGACUACGCGGUCGCCCUGCAGGCAGCGACCAAGCCAGGCCGCCUGGAGAUCUUCAGGAACGCCAACGAGACGCUGGACCAGAUCCAGAAGCAGCUGGAGGACUACCUGCUGUCCAAGUGCGUCGCCUUCCCGCGCUUCUUCUUCCUCUCGAACGACGAGCUGCUCGAGAUCCUGUCGCAGGCCCGCAGGCCCCAGGCGGUGCAGCCGCACCUGCGCAAGUGCUUCGACAACCUCGUGAAGCUGCGCUUCGGGGACGACCAGCGCUCCACCGACAUCCUCGCGAUGAUCUCCGCCGAGGGCGAGGAGGUACCGUUCCACAAGCCGCUGAAGGCGCGAGGCAACGUCGAGAAGUGGCUCAGCGCCGAUGGGGGCGUGGAGCAGUUCAUGGUCCACAGCCUGCGGGACGUGACCAGGAAGGGCUACAAAGACUACGCGGAGAUGGAGCGGAAGGCCUGGGUGAGGGAGCAGUUCUGCCAGGUCAUGAUUACGGUGGGUUCCAUCUUCUGGACGAUGGAGACGGAGAUGGUUCUCCUCGAUGACAAGGGCAACAAGGUGCAGGGCAUGAGCAAAUGGCUGCAGAAAAACAAAGCCCAGCUGCAGGGUCUUACCGAGCUUAUCCGGGAUAAGCUGACGAAGUUGCAGCGGAAGGGUGUAGUGGCGCUCGUGACACAGGACGUCCACAACAGAGAUAUCAUCGAUGAUAUGGUCAGCGAAAAAGUCACGAACAUCAUGAAUUUCAAGUGGCAGCAGCAGCUCCGAUAUUAUUGGGACACCGAGGAGGACGACUGCAUCAUCAAGCAGGUGGAUGCCCUCAUUAAGUAUGGCCACGAGUACAUGGGCGCCCUGUCACGGCUGGUUAUCACCCCCCUUACCGACCGAUGUUGGAUGACAAUUACUGGGGCUUUGCACAUCAAGCUGGGCGCGGCUCCUGCUGGCCCCGCUGGCACCGGCAAGACAGAGUCCACGAAGGAUUUGGCUAAAGGCUUGGCGCGCCAGUGCGUGGUGUUUAACUGCAGCGACCAGAUCAACUACCAGAUGAUGGGCAAGCUAUACAGUGGUGUCGUGAGUGCCGGAGCGUGGACGUGCCUGGACGAGUUCAAUCGUAUCUCGAUCGAGGUGCUCAGCGUGGUGGCACAGCAGGUGCUCGAGAUCCGCCAGGCGCUGCUCCAGGGCGUCAGCGACUUCGUCUUCGAGAACCGCCAGCUGAAGGUGAAGAACACGUGCGGCAUCUUUAUCACGAUGAACCCUGGCUACGCGGGUCGUACCGAACUGCCCGACAACCUGAAGGUCCUCUUCCGCCCCGUGGCGAUGAUGGUGCCAGACUACACCCUUAUCGCAGAGAUCAUGCUGUACGCCGAGGGUUUCGGGGCUGCCAAGGUCCUGAGCGGCAAGUUCACGCAGCUCUACAAGCUGUCCUCGGAGCAGCUCUCUAAGCAGGACCACUACGAUUUCGGCAUGCGCGCAGUGAAGUCGGUGCUGGUCAUGGCGGGGAGCCUCAAGCGCGCAGAGCCGGAGGAGGACGAAAACAUCCUGCUCAUCCGCGCCAUGCGUGACUCCAACGUGCCGAAGUUCUUGUCCGACGACCUUCCGCUCUUCUUCGCCAUUGUGAACGACCUGUUCCCGGGGGUGGACGUGCCGUACAUCGACUACGGCGCGCUGCAGGUGGAGAUCGAGAACGCGCUGACGAAGCAGUCGCUGCAGGUCGUUGGCGCUCUCGUGGCGAAGACGAUCCAGCUGUUCGAGACUUUCAACGUGCGCUUCGGUGUCAUGCUGGUCGGGCCCACGCUUGGCGGCAAGACGACGAACUACAAGACGUUGGCCAAUGCGCUCACCAAGCUCAGCGCGGACGGCCACGGGGACGAGCGGUACAAGAAGACGUCCUACACGUGCUUCAAUCCCAAGUCUAUCACUAUGGGGGAGCUCUAUGGAGAGUUCAACGAGCUGACGCAGGAGUGGUCGGACGGGCUCGGAAGCAAGGUCAUGCGCGGGUACCAGAUGGAGGAAACCGACGAGUACAAGUGGACCAUCUUCGACGGGCCUGUGGACGCCCUUUGGAUUGAAAAUAUGAACACCGUGCUCGACGACAACAUGACCCUGUGCCUCGCGAAUGGCGAGAGGAUCAAGCUGAACUGGAACAUGCGCAUGCUGUUCGAGGUCGAAGAUCUCAAGGUGGCGUCACCGGCCACCGUGUCGCGCUGUGGCAUGGUGUACCUCACGCCCUCUGAUCUCGGCUGGAAGCCCUAUGUGGAGACGUGGACAGCGUCCUUGCCCGAGGCGCCUUUCACGCCGAAGUGCAAGGAGGUGCUGCGCAACAUGUUCGACACCUACGUCGACAAGGGUCUGGAGUUUUUGCGGAAGCACGGUUCGGAGCCGGUGGUCACAGAGGACUCCCAGCUGGUCAUCUCACUCUGCUUGUUGCUCCAGGCCCUCUUCAACGAGAACGCCGCGACCGCCAACAGCUGCGCCGCGAAGGACGCGCUGUCGGAGGAGACGCCGCUGAAGCCGCGGAGCAUGUCGGCGAUGGAGGCUGGGGAGUUCGAGAAAUUGCUGAUGCCUGCCUUUUGCUUCGCCAUGACGUGGACGGUGGCGGGAAGCUGCGAUGCGAAGACGCGCAAGAUGUUCGAGCGCGAGAUGGAGAGCUGGUUCCCGAACGUGAGCAUGCCGCGUGGUGGCGGCCCUUACGAUGGCUACAUCGACUUCCACGAGGGCCCCAAGUACAAGAAUUGGUCAAAUCUGGUGCCACAGUUUGUGUUCGAUGAGGGCGUGUCAUACUUCCAGAUGCUGGUGCCGAACCCCGACACCGUCCGCUUCUCCUACGUCAUCGACAGGAUGCUCGGUAUUCAGGCUUCAGUGUUCCUCACAGGGAACUCUGGUGUUGGCAAGAGCGUCAACCUGGCCAACUUGCUGGAGAAGAUGAAGGAGCUUGCUGGGGUUGUGCCCGUCUUCAUGACCUUCAGCGCGCAGACGAAGGCCAUAGACACGCAGCUCACAAUCGAGGGCAAGCUCGAGCGCAAGAGGAAGACACUUCUAGGGGCUCCUGUGAACAAGACGGUCGUGAUCCUCAUCGACGACGUGAACAUGCCCCUGGUCGAGGAGUACGGGGCCCAGCCGCCCGUCGAGCUGCUCAGGCAGUUCCAGGACCUGCGGGGCUUCUUCGACCGCAAGAAGCACGACUGGAAGGAGAUCGAGAACACCACGCUGCUGCUCUGCGCCGCGCCCCCUGGCGGCGGCCGCAACAGCAUGACUGCGCGCUUCACGCGGCACUCGCUGGUGCUCUGCAUGCCCCCGACGAGCGAGGAGGCCAUGACCACGAUUUUCGGCUCCAUCAUAAACGGCUUCCUGACGAGGUUCAAGCAGGAGGUUCAGUCCCUGGGCAAUGCCGCCGUGGGUGGCACUAUCGACCUCUACAACAAGUGCGGGGACGAGCUGCUCCCCACGCCGACCCGGCCGCACUACACCUUCAAUCUGCGAGACGUGUCCAAGGUGUUCCAAGGUCUUUUGAUGGUCAAGCCGAUGCAUGUGCCCAGCGCAGAGUCGUUCACGCGGCUGUGGUACCACGAGGUGUGCCGCGUUUUCUGCGACCGCCUGAUCAGCGAGGGGGACAAGGCGUGGUUCCAGAAAGCCAUAGGCGAGCAGCUCAAGUCGAGGUUCCGCGUGCUGGAUACGGACCCCGACGUCUGGACCCAGGUCAUGUGGUGUACCUUCCUGCGGCCCGUGGACUCCGCGGUCUAUGAGGAGGCGAAGGACCCGAACAAGGUUGCUAAAACGCUGGAGGAUGCGAACGACGAGUACAACCUGACACAUACGGCACAGAUGAACCUGGUGUUCUUCAGCGAUUGUGUGGGCCACGUCUCCCGCAUCUCGCGCGUCCUGGCGCAGCCUCGGGGCAAUCUGCUUCUCGUCGGCGUCGGGGGCAGCGGUCGCUCGAGCUGCGCGCGCCUCUGUGCCUGCAUCGGCGAAACGGCAGAGUUCGACAUCGCUCUCACGAAGGGCUAUGGCAUCGAUGCAUUCCGGGAGGACGAGAAAAAGUUCUUGAUCGCCGCUGGUGCAGGCGAGGCCAAGUCCACAAUGUUCCUGCUGAACGACACCCAGAUCAUCAACGAGACCUUCCUAGAGGACGUGAACAACAUCCUCAAUGCCGGUGAGGUCCCCAACCUCUUCCCGAACGACGAGAUCGAGCGCGUGAUCGGCGACACGCGGCCGCGCGCCAAGGAGGCCGGCUGCAGCGAGGCCAAGGAUGCCGUCUGGCAGUUCUUCGUGCAGACCGUGCGGGAGAACCUGCACAUUGUGCUCACGAUGUCGCCCGUGGGCUCCGCGCUGCGCGUCCGCAUGCGCAUGUUCCCCGCGCUGGUGAACUGCUGCACGGUGGACUGGUUCCUGCCGUGGCCCGACGAGGCCCUGCUGGGCGUGUCCUCGCGGCAGCUCGAGGGCAUGCAAGGUGUCAGCGAUGAGAUGAAGGAGUCGGUCUCGAAGGCGUGCUGCAGCGUGCACCAGCAAGUGCUCAAAACGGCGGACACGUUUGAGGAGCGCCUGCGGCGCAAGGUGUACGUUACGCCUAAGUCCUACCUGGACCUCAUCGGUCUGUACCUCGAGAUGAUCACGGAGAAGCGCGACGAGAAGGACGACCUGGCCUUGCGCCGGCUGCAGACUGGCGUGGACAAGAUCGAUGAGGCCAACGCGGUGGUCAACGGGUUGCAGGAGGAGCUGACCAAGCUGGCCCCCUUCAUCAGCCAGAAGAUCAAGGAGGCAGACGAGCUGGUCCCCGUCGUCACCGAGGAGCAGUCGAAGGCGGAGGCCAUCAAGGCGAAGGUAAUGGCCGAGGAGGCCGUGGUGCGCAAGCAGGCGGAGGAGGUGGCUGCCGUCCAGGCAGACGCACAGCGAGACCUGGACGUGGCGAUGCCGGCCCUCGAGAACGCACUCAAGUCGCUGGACUCUCUGGACAAGAAAGACAUCACUGAGAUCAAGGGCUUCACCAAGCCACCCCCGCUCGUGGUGAUGACGCUGGAGGCUGUGUGCACGCUGCUGCAGGAGAAGACAGACUGGGACACCGCCAAGAAGGUGAUGACCGACGCGAAGUUCUUGGAUCGACUGAAGACCUUCGACAAGGACAACAUUCCACCAAAGGUGCUGAAAACUCUGGAGAAGUACGUCACGAAGCCAGAAUACACCCCAGACCAGGUGGGAAGACAGAGCACGGCAGCGAAGAGCCUCUGCAUGUGGUCCCACGCGAUGGACACCUACUCGAAGGUCGCCAAGGAGGUGGAGCCCAAGAGGCAGAAGGUGGCCAAGCUCAACGAGACGCUGGAGGCGGCGAACAAGGACCUGGCGGAGAAGAUGAGGAGCCUGAAGGAGGUCGAGGACCAGGUGGCGGCACUGAAGAAGAAGCUGAAGGACACCAACGACGAGAAGGAGCGGCUGCAGAACGAGGCCGCGCUCACCAAGGCCCGGCUGCAGCGCGCCGACAUCCUCACGGUCGGCCUGGCCGACGAGGGCAUCCGCUGGCGAGGGACGGUGGAGACCAUCCGUCAGGACAUCAUCAACCUCACCGGCGACGUGUUCUUGUCGUCCGCCGCGAUCUCCUACUACGGGCCCUUCACCGGCGUGUACCGGGCCGAGAUCGUGGACGCGUGGCUGAAGGCCGUGAAGGACGUCGGCAUCCCCUGCGGGGACUCCUUCGACCUCAGGCAGACGAUGGGCAACCCCGUGGAGAUCCGGGACUGGAACCUGCAGGGCCUGCCCACGGACGGCGUGUCGAUCAACAACGGCGUCAUGGUCGUCCGAGGCAAGCGGUGGCCGCUGAUGAUCGACCCGCAGGCGCAGGGCAACAAGUGGAUCAAGAAGAAGGAGGGCAAGGACCUGAAGGGGGAGGGCGACCCACUGGAGGCCAUCAAGAUGUCCAACCCCAAGAUGCUGCUGAUCCUCGAGGGCUGCAUCCGCACCGGCGCCCCGCUGCUGAUGGAGGACGUGGAGGAGACGCUGGACCCCGCCCUGGAGCCGGUUCUGCUCAAGGCGCUGUACGACAACAACGGGCGUCUGCAGAUCAAGCUUGGCGAUCAGGUGUGCAUCAAGGUCACAGUCAUCAAUUUCACGGUCACGUUCGACGGCCUGGAGGAGCAGUUGCUCAACGAGGUGGUGUCCAAGGAGAUCCCAGACACGCUGCACAAGCGGACGGAGCUGAUGCUCCAGUUGGCCGCCGACAAGAAGACCCUAAAGCAGCUCGAGGACAAGAUCCUGAAGCUGCUCUCCGAGUCCAGCGGCAACAUCCUGGACGACGAGGUGCUGAUCGAUACGCUGAAGGAAUCGAAGGAGACCUCGCAGGCCGUCAAUGUGCGCGUGAAGGAAGCCGAGGCGGCCGGCUGGGGCCCGGUGGCCGCCGUCGAGAUCGACAUCGCGUGCAAGGAAUACACCGAGGUGGCGACGGCAGGCAGCAUCCUCUACUUUGUGAUCGCGGACCUCUCCAACAUCAACCCGAUGUACCAGUUCAGCCUGUUCUACUUCGUGCGCCUGUUCAACAGGUGCAUCGACAUGGCGCAGAAGAGCGACGAGAUCGACGUGCGCAUGCAGUACCUCAAGCGCAGCAUCAUCCAGAGCAUCUUCAUCAAUGUGUGCCGCGGCCUGUUCGAGGACGACAAGCUCACCUUCUCCUUCAUCAUCGCGAGCGCCUUCCAGAGGCACACCGGGGAGGUGACCAACGCCGAGUGGUCACUGCUGCUGCGCGGGGUGGGUUUGUUGGACAUGUCGCAGAAGCCCGCCAACCCGGACCCGGACUGGCUCACAGAGAAGCAGGACGCCCUGCACCCGCCCCC
Molecule: messenger RNA, 9677 nt
Organism: Prorocentrum cordatum
Lineage: Eukaryota; Dinophyceae; Prorocentrales; Prorocentraceae
Source: the annotation of a GenBank genome assembly